GCACCGCAGGCAGCUGUCUGUCACUGACAUUUCGUUUGCUUCGUGUAAAUUUUGUGAUGUACAUUAUCGUACAAGUUACAAUUAUCCGUCUAUUUAUCAAUGAAUAAUGGUGUACAUUAACAGAUAAUGGUUAUUUUUGUUGGCUGUUUUAAUAUAAACUUUUAGUAUUGUGCGAAAGUCUGUAAAUCGCGAUUGUUUUAUAAUGGAGGAUCUCAAUUUGACAGAAACCGAAAUGAGAUAUUUCGGUGAUUUGUUUUUAUGUUGUGACGAGGAGUCUAAUGGUAAAAUACCAAUUUUAAAGGCAACGGAGCUAUUCAGAUCUUCAAACGUAUCGAAUGAUGUCCUCAAACAGAUCAUGGACAUUAGUGUGGCGCCAAACAACUGUUCGGCGUUGAAUCAUAUGAAUAGGAAACAGUUUUAUUCAGCUUUGAAACUAAUAGCAGCCCACCAAACAAAUUUGUCAUUGAAGCCAGAGUUGCUGUCAACUGCCCUUGACCUGCCACUUCCGCGGUUUACGUGGGCCCUUAAUUCUGAAGCUAAUGCCGAUUUAAUACAAUUGUCGAAUUCGCCAAAGGAGCAACACAUACCUAAAAGAGAGAGAGGUUUUGGAAAUACAUUGGGUGCUUAUGAGCCCAUAAGAGUUUCAUCAAAUUUGUCUGACAGUGAUGGGCCUCCAGCCUUGUCACACGAUGCCACUGAAGCAUUGAGUACAGACUCGGAGAUGGAAUCUGAAACAAUGUCACAAAGAUCUGAUUCACGAGGGCGCCGAGGGAAGAAUGGAUCUCCAUGGAGCACAGCUAGUGAAAGUCCCACGCCGACCAACAGUGUAGCAGAGCGGGUGCAUCCUGUAUGGGAGCACAGCGCGACCGGGCGCGGAGUGUGGCCCGCCAACACUGGAGAGGAGCAUGCGCAACUACUAGGUACCGAAGAAGAAUCAUCAGAUCGUCACUCGUCUGAGGAGGAGGGCGAUGUCGACGGUGGGGAGGACGUGUGGGCGAUCAGUGAAGCGCAGGCGCGUCACUACGCGGCGCAGUUCGCCCAGCUGCGGCCAGAGUGCGGCUUGCUGUCAGGACAGACUGCUAAACUAUUCUUUGAGAAAUCUCGACUGUCCGUGCCUGACCUGCGGAAGAUUUGGCAGCUAUCGGAUAUCACCAAAGACGGGAAGCUGACGUUAGAGGAGUUCAGUAUAGCGAUGCAUCUCAUCGUGUUGAGGAGGAACAACAUGCCUGUGCCGGACGUGUUGCCCGCGUGUCUUGUACCUAAGGUUGACUCCCGGUUCUCCCAGCAAGCAGUGACCACCGACCUUGUGGACCUGGGCUCAGACAUGUUCAGUUCAGGGUCCUCCGCAGACUUCAGUUUCGUGAAUAAGCCAGAGAACGACCCCUACGAGAGCAAACCGAAGAAGCCCGACGAACGGCCGCCGUCCUUAUCGCCCAAACCUGAACCGCAAGUGAACAACAAGGAGUGGACGAAAUUCGUCGACUCACCCACUUCAAGCGUGUCGAGCCCCGGCCCCAAACCGGUCAACUUUGAUUUCCACAAGUCCGCUUUAGAAAGAGAUCCAAAGAUUUUCCAUCCCGUCGCGUUGAGGGUGACUCCUGACGCCAAUUCGUUGCCAACUCACGGCGAAGGCGAUAUGAGGUCGAGCACGUCACCGAGGAGAGACGACUUCGCGCACGCGUUCGAACUCGCUAGCCCUAAGCGACUGAACUCCCAACCACCAGUUGAACCGCCGCCAAACGGGAACCCAGAAAUCAAGUCCAUUCAGCGACCGCAGCCGAAGAAGCCGCUGAAGACAGCCGGAGUGCUACCACCGCCUCCCGCGCGGGAAUCUUCAGUUCACGCCGACGACGGCCCGCAGUCGCUACAGUACGCGCCAAAGAAGGAGCCCCCGCCGCCUCCACCACCGAGGCCGCUACGGAACCACACGAGAUCCAGUUCCUUAGACCUUAACAGGUUCAAAGGUGCCGGUCAACCGCCGCCACAACCCCCGCCAAGGAUGUCUCCUUCGGCUGCUUCACCGCCAACCAGACGCGCCCUCGUGAACCAGCGAAGCGAAGGGGAGCCCGCGUUCCCGCCCGACGCCUUCGCCCCUCGCGAGUACGAGGGCGAGGGCUUCGGCUACAACCGCGAGGACGCUCCAAAAAUGCACGGCGCGUUCGAAGUGUACCGGAAACCGUCGCGAGAGUCCUCCAACGAGGCGGACCCGGACGUGAAGUCGCUGCAGGAACAGAACGCGGUGCUGCACCGCGUGUGCCGCGCUCUGUGCGCCGAGCUGGCCGACGUGCAGCGCGAGCGGGAGGCGCUGCGGGUGCGGCUCGACCAUUCAGCGCCAGUCUAGUCAACGAAGCGCGCUGAUAUAAAUCAAUUUGAAUUUCGAACUACAUGCGGACGAAAUCUUCUAAGCGAACACACCGGGCAAAGGAAUGUUGGAAAACACGUUCGUUGUUUAAAAUGUAGGCGUUUUAAUUGGCCAAUUCAACCAAACUGGACCGACGGAGGCUAGCGAAACCCAUUGGCCUGGUGUGUACACAGCUUUACGCGAGUCGUAUGGGUAUUAUUUUUUGUCGCAAAGGAAGUGAAAAUUUUAUAUUUUUUAAUAUAAACAACAGUGAUAUUGUGGUAUAAUUAUGUUGUUAAGUUGUAUCAAUGCAAUCCGAAAUUUGCACAUAACUUUAUUUUUAUCACCUUCAUUUAACUCGGUUAACUAACAGGAAUUUAACAGAAGUCCAUUGGAUUCAAUCGAUUUCGUUUGCAUGUAUUUUGAGCCCAAGGCUUUGGUCUACUAAUAAAACCUAAGAAAAUUAUUGUUCUUGUCUUUGACGAUGUCUAUAGACACAGGUUUCAAUGUAAAGCUAUUAUUACCCUGUGUCCAAUCCUUUGCAUCGUUUUUCUUUUGUUUUUUAACCGUUUUAACAUCUAAGUCUUAUAAAGCUAAGCGCUAGUUUCUUUAUUGAUGUCAAAAUCUUUUAUAAAAAAUGCAUAUCUAAGAUUUUUGACAAUAUCACAUCUGGCGUCCCUAUCGCACAGUUCAAUGUUACGGCAGCUACCAAAAUUUUCAGAACAAACUUGAUAUACGACUUUUUAAAUAUUAACCUUUCGGUCCCCGCAUAUGAUCUAGUAUCUUUUACAAAAUGUGUCGGCUUGCAUUCUCUAUAAUGUAAGUUUAAAAUACAUUGUUUCUCUUUUUUUUGAUAUUUUUCGAUAAUUUUGAUAAAACUAGACAUUCAUGUUAAAUUGCAGCCCAUAUUCAAAAUUUUAUGAUUCAUCUCGAAUCCUCACGUUAAACUCUUGACGUGAAAGAGCAGUUUUAAUUACACGAGUGACAGAGAUAGAAACAUUUGUCAUUCUACAUUGAAAUUUGGUCAACAGCGAUUACUGAAAUCUUUUCUAAUGAACUGUUUUAAAUAUAUCUCCCCUGUAAAUUUUUAAUCCAAUUUAUGGGUACGUAUACUACUUCCGACUGAAUUUUAAAAAUAGAAGUUUUCAAUCCGUCGCAAGUUUUUUUUAUUUUAUUUGGCAAGCACUGGCUUUUGGCGUGAAUGCAAAUUAUCUAGAUAGGGAAUUUUCCAUAUAUCAAAUAUUUUUUACAUAUUUUUUUUUAAAAUAAGAGGCUAUUCGUGAAAUCUCUACCUUACGGUUUAUAGUAUUUUAAAUCGAUUCAGAAAUGCUUGCAAAACUUAUGCCACAACGUCAUUUAAAUUUUUAUUUGUGCAUAUUGUUUUGUUUUUUUUUAUACACUGUAAUAUCCUAUUUACAGCAGCUUAACCCUUCCAAGAGACAAUAUUAUAUGUUAAUAUGUGAAAUGUAUAAACAUAUUCCGCCAUUUUGUGUUAUAAGUAUGAUGUGUAUUUGAAGGUUGUGCUAACAUUUUUAUUUACGACUUGCAUCGGAAUUUAUUUUAAACAAUAUUAUUAUAACACCGUUUAACACAAAUAAUAUUUAAACUUAGUGUAAAAAUUGGGAUAUAUUUAUUUUUACCAAACAAAGAGUUUUUAUGACAUAAUGCAAAUUUUUAUGGCCUUUUUAGGCAUUUAUUAUUCGAAACGAAAAUUUUGAAAACACUUUAAUAAUCCGUUUGGCGCUUAUAAUUGCUUGAAUAGCAUUCCUUAUGUUUACGUAUGUUGUAAUUUGCUUUAUUAUUGUAUAAAAAAUAUUUAAGAACUACGGAGUACCACCAGAGAAGAGUAUUGUUGAAAUAUGUGAAUGUUGUAUAAAAAGAAUUAGUGUAACGAAUGUAAAAAUGAUGGAGAACUUGGCGGACUUAAAGGCUUUAGUACACCGUGGUUGUUGUACAAAAUCAAUACAUUUACAUUGCAACUUUUAAAGCAGUAAUAUGUUUUUCAAAAUAAUCCUAAUGAUGAUACUGCGUUAUAGAAUUAAAUAGGGCAGCUUUAUUUGUAUUAAACAAUUUUCUUUUAGUUUAACUGCAAUAAUUUAGAGACAGACUUUAAUACUGUUGUUAUAGGAAGGAUUGUUGUAGGAAGACUUACGAAUUUAUUCUAAGAUAUCUAACUAAUACAAACUUUGUGUGUAUGCUUGGGGUGCAUACUGCUACAUACGUUGUUAAUUAUUAUCAGCCACGUCUAUUUAAUAUCUAUCCUCUUAUAUUAAUUACAAAGCCUGUUACACAAGAAAUGGGUAGUCAUACAUACAAUGUACUUUCCAAUAGUCAGUCUUCUCACCAUCUAAAUAUGUUGUUUACAUAUUUUGUAGAUGUUACAGGUAGUUACUUGAAACUUUCCUAGCUUAAACGAGUUGUAACGGCAACCGACCCUGCAUAUCUAUGUUUUAAUGAACUACCGCGUACUAAAGCCUCAAUAAACGCCGGUUCGAACUGUAAAGUAAGUAAUUAGACGCCGUGCCUCGCACUGCAAGCUAGAUGUUGUUAAAACCAUGCUGAAUUGAGUGAAACACAAUGUAUUAUAUAAGAUUGUUGUAAAAGUAUUUAUCUAUUAUUUAGUCGUAUUUUAAGGAUAUCAUAUUCCCAUGGAGCAGACGUUUCAUCAGUGUAAAUAUUUUAUUUGUCCUUUUGACCACAUCCUCAAACUACUUUUAAAUUUACCCUCUUAUAAAUUUUGGUCCAAUUUUGUACUAUUGUAUUCGCCCGUUCUCACUUAUCGUUUCGUAAAAUUUAUACAGUACUGCUUAAAUAUUAUUGUAGUAAAUUAUGUACAAUAAAUUUAUUUCAAAAUUAA
This is a messenger RNA of Amyelois transitella, 5198 nucleotides long. RefSeq names its product ralBP1-associated Eps domain-containing protein 1 (gene Reps). The record is from RefSeq and is a predicted model, not a curated record. The transcript is spliced from 6 exons. Gene Ontology annotation, cellular component: cytoplasm; plasma membrane. Lineage: Eukaryota; Metazoa; Arthropoda; Insecta; Lepidoptera; Pyralidae. Gene Ontology annotation, molecular function: protein binding; calcium ion binding. Gene Ontology annotation, biological process: endosomal transport; endocytosis. The coding region runs from base 203 to 2341 and encodes 712 amino acids.